Atta colombica is the source of this 1915-nucleotide messenger RNA. Its product is annotated as putative ATPase N2B. Bases 238 to 1662 code for a protein of 474 amino acids. Gene Ontology annotation, cellular component: cytoplasm; mitochondrion. Gene Ontology annotation, molecular function: ATP binding; ATP hydrolysis activity. The record is from RefSeq and is a predicted model, not a curated record. The transcript has 8 exons. NCBI's taxonomy places the organism in Eukaryota, Metazoa, Arthropoda, Insecta, Hymenoptera, Formicidae.
GAUAAUUCGCACAUAUGGUUUAAACGGAUAGUCCAGGACAGUCACGAAGCGGGGGAAAGCGGGUCUUUUCUCCUGUAUUGAAACUUUGAGGAUCAACUUGGAAUUCUGUCUGAAUGUCGCGCUCCGGUCAACUCUAGUCGUGAGUGUGAGAUCAAGUGAAGUGACGUGCAACCUAUCCGGCUCUCCACAUAUGUGUGUGUCCAAUUUAGGUCAGGCACGUGUAAUAUUCCUAUAAUUAUGUCUUAUCAUUUUGUAAAAACAUGUGCUAGUACGAAUAGUCUCUGUCAUGUGUUGACACAUGUACGACCUAUGAUUUAUAUUAAGAAAUUUAGUUAUGCUCAUGAUAUAAACAUAAACUUGAAUAGUGGACCAGUCAGUAUUUUAAAGCAGAAAAUAGCUAGGGGCGAACUGAUGAACGAUACGUACCAGACGAAAGUGGCACAGACCCUGCAGCAAAUUUACCAAGAAGUUCAAGAUUAUAAGCCGCAACAAUUAAAUCUGUUGGAAAAAUGGUUUUACAACAAGCGGAGGGAUGCGCCGAAAGGGUUGUACAUUUUCGGAGCAGUGGGUGGAGGUAAAACAAUGUUGAUGGACCUAUUUUACAAUUGUUGCCAGAUUGAAAAUAAGAAAAGGGUCCACUUUCAUUCUUUCAUGCUGGAUGUGCAUAGUAGAGUGCACGAGAUAAAAAAGACCAUUGUACGAGAUAUGACUAGCACCAAGCUGCAACCUUUUGAUCCAAUACCUCCAGUCGCCUCUGGCAUUGCAGAGGAAACUUGGCUGUUGUGCUUCGACGAAUUUCAGGUAACGGAUAUCGCAGAUGCGAUGAUAUUGAAACGGCUGUUCACGGAGCUGUUCGAUAAUGGCGUAAUAGUGGUCGCGACUAGUAACAGAUCGCCAGAUGAUCUGUAUAAGAAUGGACUGCAAAGAGGAAAUUUUGUACCAUUUAUAAAAGUGCUGAAAGAUCACUGCCUCGUUAGUAAUUUGGACUCUGGGAUAGAUUACAGAUUAAAAUCGGGAUCCGGAAAUAAGAAGAUUUAUUUCAUAAAAGGUAAAGAUGUCACGAACGAUGUGGAUAAAGUUUUCAAAUACCUGUGUUCCAUGGAGAACGACGUGAUACGACCGCGCACGAUUUCCAUAAGAGGACGCAAUGUCACUUUUCGAAAAACCUGCGGGCAGGUGUUGGACUCCACUUUCGAGGAAUUGUGCGACAGGCCUCUCGGAGCAAGCGAUUAUUUGCAGUUGAGUCAAAUUUUUCAUACAGUCAUAAUAAGGGACAUGCCUCAAUUGAACCUACGACUUAAAUCUCAAGCUAGGCGAUUUAUUACUCUUAUCGAUACAUUGUACGAUAAUAAGGUACGAGUAGUUAUGUCAGCGGCUGUACCACACACACAGUUAUUUUUAUCGGAAAACGAGUCCGAAUAUACCGAUGAGAAAAGAAUGCUGAUGGAUGAUUUGAAGAUUACGCAUGGCUCGGUAGACGUUGAUUUCAUAAUGAGGCAAAAGAGGAUCAUAAGGCAAACAUCUUUACUGGAGAAGAGGAAAUCUUUGCGUUUGAUCGUACCGUGUCACGUCUGGCUGAGAUGCAGACCUCACAGUAUUGGGAGCAGUGGGAACACCACAGAUAAUGAUAAUGUUAAAACUAGUACAAAUAGAUUUGUGUAGCUCCGUAUGAAUUUCCACUCACUUAAAACUAAAGAUUGUUAAUGAUUGUAAUUUUUAUAAAACGAUCUCUUGCGAGUAGUUAUUUAAGUUUUCAUCAGGUGUGCGUUUUACGCUUGAAGCGUUAAUUUUCGCGCUUUCUCAGUAUUUUACCUCGUAAAUUAUUUUAUUGGGAACGCAAGUUCCUUGAAGAUUACCUCUAACAUUAAUUAUUUAUAUGAUUUAUGUGCAAAAAAUCUUACUGAUUGCCAAAAAA